AGAAGAAACGUUGUAGGGAGAAGUCGAAGCAAAGAAAAAAUUACAACAAAAAUUAACAAAAAAAAAAUGGAAAAAGUUUUCUCUGUCGAAGAAACCUCCUGUAAUAACCAUCUUUGGUCGGAGCCGGCCAAAGAAUCUGAUGGAACGUCGGGAAUGAACCGCAGCGACUCCGAGUGGGCAUUCCAUCGCUUCAUUCAAGAAUCCUCCGCCGGAGAAGAUGCGACGGCGCAUGGCGCGUCCGACUCUGGACCGUCUUCUCCGGUAGAUUCUCAUGAAUACAGAGAGAUUCUGAAGAGUAAACUCAAUCUAGCUUGUGCUGCUGUCGCCAUGAAAAGGGGAGCUUUCAUCAAACCUCAGGAUACCUCUGGUAGAUCUGAGAAUGGCGGAGCUGCUUAUACAUCUAGUGCAUCAGACCAAGGCUCCUUAGCUUCUUCUACUAAAGCUACACCAGUGAUGAGCAGUACCGUGACAAGUGGAUCCGAGCUCUCUUGUGAUGACGAAGAAGCUGAUGGUGAAACUAAUAUGCAUCCUACCAAUGUUAAGCGUGUCAAAAGGAUGCUCUCUAACAGGGAAUCAGCUAGACGAUCCAGAAGAAGAAAGCAAGCACACUUUAGUGAGCUAAAGACACAAGUUUCACAGCUGCGUGUAGAGAACUCAAACCUCAUGAAAGGUCUCACUGACGUAACUCAGACUUUCAAUGACGCAUCUGUAGAAAACAGAGUUCUUAAAGCCAAUCUAGAGACGCUACGAGCUAAAGUGAAAAUGGCUGAGGAGACAGUGAAGAGAAUCACAGGCUUCAACCCAAUGUUCCACACUAUGCCUCGGGUUUCAACCGUCUCUAAUCCUUCAGAGACAUCGAACUCUCUAGACACAAGCUCCCAAGUGACUACACCGGAGAUCAGCUCAAGCAGCAACAAAAGCAAGGCCUUGAUCGGUUGCAAAAUGAACAGAACAGAGUCGAUGAGGAGAGUUGCGAGUUUGGAGCAUCUGCAGAAACGUAUUCGCAGCGUUGGGGAUAAGUAGCUUUGUGAAGAAGAAGAAGAAGAAGAAGAAAGUUGAUUUGUAUAACAUUAUCAAGAAUAGAGAGAGGCAUUGAGACAAAAGUGUUAUAUGUGUUUGUGUAAAGAAUUGUCUGACCUAGUUUAUCUCUGAUUAGGUCCCUCUUAAAUGUGUUUUCAAUCUCUUUUUCAACAUCUACAGUUUGUAUCCUGUAAACUACUACAAAGUUAUCAAACUCAAAGCUUCGUUGGUAAUGUAAAAACAAUUAGAAAAGACCA
Molecule: messenger RNA, 1277 nt
Organism: Brassica oleracea var. oleracea
Lineage: Eukaryota; Viridiplantae; Streptophyta; Magnoliopsida; Brassicales; Brassicaceae
Product: basic leucine zipper 63
Exons: 6
Coding region: 67-1023 (318 amino acids)
Biological process (GO): regulation of DNA-templated transcription
Molecular function (GO): DNA-binding transcription factor activity
Source: RefSeq, a predicted model, not a curated record